Symbiodinium natans is the source of this 720-nucleotide messenger RNA. The record is from the annotation of a GenBank genome assembly. NCBI's taxonomy places the organism in Eukaryota, Dinophyceae, Suessiales, Symbiodiniaceae.
AUGGAGUGCUUCAAUGGCCUCUUCAACAAGCGACCCAAGCUGGUUCAGCUGCCAGUGAGCCCGGGCAAGGUGCCCAUCUUCGUCAUGCUGCAGCUGGAUUGGCUGUCAGACGACGGCCAGGCGCUGCGGUACAAGGAGGAUCUGCGCCGCCAACUCACAGCUGCCAAAACUGCUGGCAUCAAGGGCGUCAUGGCCGACGUUUGGUGGGGGCUUUGUGAGCCCAAGCCAGAGGACUACCACUUUGGCGGUGCCUUGGAGCUCUGCAAUCUUCUCAAGUCCCUAGGGCUGGAGCUACAGGCAGUGAUGUCCUUCCACCAGUGCGGUGGCAACGUGGGCGACACCGUCAGCUACCCGCUGCCGGAGUGGUGUCUGAAGAAGGCGAAAGCUGGAGGCUUCCUCUACAAAAGCAAGUGGGGCGUCACGUCCGAGGACUGCCUCUCCCUCUCUGCGGAUAAGCAGCAGAUCUUUCCGACAGCAUCUGGGGGCACGCGCACAGCAUUGCAGUGCUACCAGGACUACAUGGUCGCGUUCCUGAAAGCCAUGGGCAUGCACGUCGGUUCCACGAUUUGCGAGCUCCAGGUUGGAAUGGGCCCGUGCGGCGAGCUGCGGUAUCCAUCCUACCUCAUGUCGAAUGGCUGGAACUGGCCAGGCGUGGGGAUUGUCAUGGCCUACGACAAGGGCAUGAUGCAGAUGCUCAAGGUGGCAAAACGCCCUUUUUAA